Molecule: messenger RNA, 6207 nt
Organism: Coregonus sp. 'balchen'
Lineage: Eukaryota; Metazoa; Chordata; Actinopteri; Salmoniformes; Salmonidae
Source: the annotation of a GenBank genome assembly
ACAUUGUCUAAGCCCAACACUGUCUCUGUUGUCGUUUCUUUCUGUUCUCAGCUACUGUACAGUGUGGUUGAUGAGGCCUCCAGCCAGCCUCUGACACCCAGCCGAGGCACUGUGACAAAGGCCCUGUCUGCCCGCCGCUACUACCACACAGACCCCAGCACAGGCAUUCAGCUGGUCUGUGACAAGUGCCCCGCGGGCACCUUCGUGUCCAGACACUGUACCCAGACCAACGUGAGGGAUUGCAGCCGCUGUGACGAGGGCACAUUCACGCACGGAGAGAACGGGGUUCAGCAUUGCCACCGCUGCAGGAGGCCCUGCCGCGCGCCCCUCGUUGAGAAGGUCCCCUGCACGGCCACCUCAGACCGGAUCUGCACCUGCCCUCCAGAAACCUUCGCCCAGGGCGACAGCUGCACGGCCCACUCUCUGUGCCCUGUGGGCUCAGGGGUUAAGAAGAGGGGCAACGAUGUGGAGGAUGUGCGAUGUAAGGCAUGCGCAAGGGGGAGCUUCUCGGAUAUGGUCUCCAGUGUGUUGAGGUGCAGGACACACACAGACUGCCUGGCCCAGGGUCUGCCCCUACUGGCAGCGGGCACUAGAGAGACAGACAACAUCUGUGGACCUGCUUCUCCCACCUCCCCCACCCUUCUGGGACCUGCACAGUCUGCCUUCGUCCAGGAGCCCUCCUCUUCCUCCUCCUCAGCUGGCCCAGUACAUAAAGGUAAGGCAGUGCCCUGGGGCAGUGGACCCGACUCCCUCAACUACUUUACAUCUGUUGCUCCCCCACCCUGGCUAUGUUGUGUUUCAUUUGAGUAUCACCCUAGACAUGCCCUCAGGGGGUUGUCAUUCUCAUGUAGAAACUCUAGGGGAAACCCAGACUGUAGAACAGGCUUGUGUUCCUAAAAGACCUGUCCCCACAUGGCUGUUAUUCUCCCCUAUUUAGUCUGGCACGUCAAACAUUGGCCCGGCUAGUACUAUACACAGUGAUAAGGUGACAUGUUUGGGGGGCCAGUAUGAAAAUAUAUGCACUCACUAACUGUAAGUCGCUCUGGAUAAGAGUGUCUGCUAAAUGACUAAAAAUGUAAAAAUGUAAUGUUUGGUCUUGUCACAGACAACACUGCUUUGGUGGAAAACAUGUUGUUGUUUCCAUACCAUUCCCAGACUACUCACUUCCUUGUUCUCAGUCUAGUCCGUAAAAGGUAAUGUCUGUAGAGGGGAAAGGGGAAUAACCUGGGUAAAAGGUUGCCCUUUUACUUAAAUACAUCACAUGUAUAGGAAGACAAGGGGAAGCCAUUGGGGCUCAAGAGAGAGAAAGCUUCCUUUGUAGGGGCUGUUUUUAGUUCUCCACAAUUUGUUUCCCAGCCAAGUGUUAUGUAACAGGUCAUAUUGACAACGAUCACAAAGGAUGCUCAUCGGAAACAGAUAAACGCAUUCAAGUCAAAUGUUAGGCUGUCUAUAUGCAGGGAAGGGAAGUCUCAGAAAAUGUUAAAUACUUUUGUCUCCUAGAAAUUAUGAAACAGUUUUCUUUUACGCAAAUAUUUAAAAAAAGAAAAUUGAUGGUCAGAGAAGAUACUGCACAUUCCGGAAAUGCUACAAGUAGUUACUCACUGAUAAUGUUACUAUGGCAACAUAGUUCUCAGAGACUGACAAACGAUUUAGUUGGUGUCCGUAUUACCGCCACACCGGACUCAUGACGGCAGUAAAAUUCUAUGUGACUGUUGCGUCAUGGUAAUCUCCUCUUAUGCACUCUGGAUAUGCAUUCGUAGUACCCAACUCGCUAACAAUCAUCAGGUCGCUAAUGGCCUGGUACUCAGGGCUCUAUUGUCCCUCGAACCACUCUGACAUCAAUGCAAACGCACUCUGACAUCAAUAAAAGCACAGUAUGUGUUUUUAAAACUCACCUCACUGUGAUUGAUCAAUUUGAAGAAAGCAAUUCAACAAUAGGUUGACACUGAGUGGGAAACAUGGUCGUUGUGGAUGUUGUUUCAAAACCUAACACAACGAAAUGGACAGCGCUUUCUAAGGUGAUGAUUAAUUAAAAACACCCAUAUGCAUAUUAGAGCUUAUGCAUAAGCAUAGGCCUGUAUAUGAGCCCAAUCCCCCCCCAAAACCUGAAUUAAAAUAAUGAUUGUGCCGUUAUACAAUACAUAACCUACUGCAUAUUACACAUGGCAGAAAAACAUAUACUGAUUAUUAAUACUGAUUUAAAAUCAAAUCAAAUCAAAUUGUAUUUGUCACAUGAAAUGCUUACUUACAAGCCCUUAACCAACAAUGCAGUUUGAAGAAAAUUGAGUUAAGAAAAUAUUUACUAAAUAAAUGAAUAAAAUACAAAUAAACAAGUAACACAAUAAAAUAACAAUAAUGAGGCUAUAUACAGGGGGUACUGGUACCGAGUCAAUGUGCGGGGGUACAGGUUAGUCGAGGUAAUUUGUCCAUGUAGGUAGGGGUAAAGUGACUAUGCAUAGAUAAUAAACAGCGACUGGCAACAGUGUAAAAACAAAGUGGGUGUGUCAAUGCAAAUAGUCCGGGUGGCCAUUUGAUUAAUUGUUCAGCAGCCUUAUGGCUUGGGGGCAGAAGCUGUUAAGGAGCCUUUUGGACCUAGACUUGGCGCUCCGGUACCGCUUGUUGUGCGGUAGCAGAGAGAACAGUCUAUGACUUGGGUGCCUGGAGUCUUUGACAAUUUUUUGGCAGAGCAGUUACCAUACCAGGCGGUAAUGUAACUGGUCAGGAUGCUCUCGAUGGUGCAGCUGUAGAACUUUUUGAGGAUCUGGGGACCAAUGCCAAAUCUUUUCAGUCUCCUGAGGGGGAAAAGGCAUUGUCGUGCCCUCUCACGACUUUCUUGGUGUGUUUGGACCAUAAUAGUUUGUUGGUGAUGAGGACACCAAGGAACUUGAAACUCUCAACCCGCUCCACUACAGCCCCGUCAAUGUGAAUGGGGGCGUGUUCAGCCCUCCUUUUCCUGUAGUCCCCGAUCAUCUCCUUUGUCUUGCUCACGUUGAGGGAGAGGUUGUUGUCCUGGCACCACACUGCCAGGUCUCUGACCUCCUCCCUAUAGGCUGUCUCAUCGUUGUCGGUGAUCAGGCCUACCACCGUUGUGUCGUCAGCAAACUUAAUGAUGGUGUUGGAGUCGUGCUUGGCCACACAGUCGUGGGUGAACAGGGAGUACAGGAGGGGACUAAGCACGCACCCCUGAGGGGCCCCCGUAUUGAGGAUCAGCGUGGCAGAUGUGUUGUUGCCUACCCUUACCACCUGGGGGCGGCCCAGUCAGGAAUCCCAGGAUCCAGUUGCAGAGGGAGGUGUUUAGUCCCAGGGUCCUUAACUUAGUGAUGAGCUUUGUGGGCACUAUGGUGUUGAAUGCUGAGCUGUAGUCAAUGAACAGUAUUCUCACAUAGGUGUUCCUUUUGUCCAGGUGGGAAAGGACAGUGUGGAGUGCGAUUGAGAUUGCGUCAUCUGUGGAUCUGUUGGGGCGGUAUGCGAAUUGGAGUCGGUCUAGGGUUUCUGGGAUGAUGGUGUUGAUUUGAGCCAUGACCAGCCUUUCAAAGCACUUCAUGGCUACAGACGUGAGUGCUACGGGGCGGUAGUCAUUUAGGUAGGUUACCUUAGUGUUCUUGGGCACAUGGACUAUGGUGGUCUGCUUGAAACAUGUAGGUAUUACAGACUCGGGAGAGGUUGAAAAUGUCAAUGAAAACACUUGCCAGUUGGUCCGCGCAUGCUCUGAGUGCACGUCCUGGUAAUCCGUCUGGCCCCGCGGCCUUGUGAAUGUUGACCUGUUUAAAAGUCUUGCUCACAUCGGCUACGAUUUAAGAUGUCUUUGGUACAUAAUUGGUCUAGCCUAAAUUAAACACAUUCAGAUUUAGACUACAAUUAUAGUGAAUUUGUAUUUGAUUUUGAAUAGGCUAGUAAUAUGUUUUUUUUGGGUGUAAUUUCAUAAUUAAUAGGCUGACACAUUACCUUUAGCUACAGAAUAUCUCACCCCCGUAAGUUUCCAUCUCCUCCCUUCUCUCCUUCAUUCCUUUCUCCAGCGCGCAGAGAGAGGGUCUGUCAAAAGUUUUUAAUGAUAUGUUUCGUUGUGAAAACUGUUCUAUCGAGUUCCCGACAGUUUCACUUGGUUUCCCAAAUUAAGCACUGGUGCUGCACGACGGUUGGAGAGCUGCUACAGAUUUGGGCGGAAUAUUCACCUGUACACGAAUACAGAAUAGCCUAUGGAUGAAUGAAACACGUACCUCCUGCCCCAUUCGCAGUGGCAUACGGAAUGUCUAUUGUCUUGCCAUGUUUGCCCAUUUGAUAUGGGCCAUUCUAAAUUGAAGCUAAUUUUACAUAUUAGUAAACACAAGAUUCAAUGGAGAACAGUCUGAUGGGUGAAAAUAUGAUCACUUGAUGAGCAAACGUCAUGUGCAGCCUGAGGCAAGGAACAGAGCGCAAGCUUUUUUUUGGAUUUUCUCAAAUAAUCAAUAGCCUAUAGUCGCAUCAUGCAGCCCAUAUAUCUUUUGACUUCUAAGGUUUGUAUCAUUCACAACGAAAUUUGCCAAAUAACUCUAAAUCUAGCGUAUAGGACCUGUUUCAAAUUGUCCUUUUUUAUGCUCAACAUAGCCACAUCAUAUGCGUGCACCCCGCUCUGGAAUGGGAAAAAUAUCCUUUCUAUUUUAUUCAGCGGUGUUCAGAUGGAGAUACCAAUACAACAGCUUGCUUUUGGAUUACCAGUGCACUGUUAAUAGGAUCACAAAGAUUACCAAUGAUCCAGGUGCCAAUCCCAAAAGCAUCCCCCUAUAUGAUGCCAUUAUGAAAUUCUAAUAUGUUUAGUACUAUAGUAGUAGACAGGGGUAUUCCAGUUCAGGGUUAGGGAGUUUUUACAGUAUUGAUUCAGGUUCAGUGGAAGGAAUCACAACUCCCCUAUUGAUUGGCUAAUUUUGUUUCUACAGUAGCUUAUAAAGGCAGUGUAACUUAGACGUUUGUGCCUGCUAUCUUUUUUAUGGGGCAAUAGUAAUCUCCAGUUCAAUCCAGUUCAAUCUUAAUUGACUAACUGUCACAUGAAUGUCUUUAGGCAUACAUUGUUGACCUCUUUUCAACUCAAUUAAAUAUAUAAUUUAUUCCCUGCUGAGACUGGAGCUGUAAUGGAAUUUACUCCAGCUUUAGUAGAGUACUGUAUGAAUGUGGUGGCUGUAGAAGGAGCAAUCUAGUGCUCUUCUCGUGUCAGAUUAGAAUGGAGAUCACAGUUGGGGCCUGGCCAGGGUGGGGCCCUUCCCUUCCACAGCUGUCCAGCAGAUUGCCUGUGGGAUUACAUUUCUCCCUUCUGUGUUGUUGUAGUCUGGGUUUAGCUCAUCUUUGGACUGAAUUUAAUUCUCGUUCUCCGCAUCUCCCUCCCCCUUUGUCUCUCUCGUGCUCCUCCCUUGUUCUCUCUCUUCCUUUCUAUUUUUGUUUGUGUGUCUCUGUGGGUUAGACAACUUCAGCCUGACAGCAGGUGCUGAGGACUUAGAGCUCUUAAUGAGUGCCACAGGGAUUCUACCCAGCCCCAGCCAUGGCCAGGAUUCCCCCCCAGCAGGCUCCUCCGAAGACAAUGGAGAGGUCCUGAACCUGGACGCUACGCCUGGAGCACUGGACUCCCCACGGACUCUACCACACCACAAGUACUCUGUUCCCAGUGAUAACCACCGCACCCACCUGGCGGCCAACAAGCGGGCCAUGGAUGGCGUGGAGGAUGGAGCUGGUGUGGGGGUGGGCAGAGGGGUGCAGAGCACAGGGUACAGGCCCACGUGGAGAGGCUCCCCCAGGCCCAGCACUCAUAUGCACUUUGACAUCAACGAGCACCUGCCCUGGAUGAUCGUUCUGUUGCUGCUGCUGGUGCUGGUGGUGAUUGUGGUGUGCAGCGUGAAGAGGAGCUCCAGAGUGCUGAAGAAGGGGCCAGUCCAGGACCCCAGCAGCAUCAUUGAGAAGGCCAUCCAGAAGAAGACCUGUCCCCCGACACAGACCAAGGAGAAGUGGAUCUACUACUCCAACGGACAGGGUGAGUGGACGCUUUAUUUUACCUCUCAAAGGUUUAUAGAAAGAAAUGCAACUUUGGUGAUAAGUAUUUUUAGAUGUAGCCGCAUACAUUAUAAAGACAGAAAAAAUAAAACAUAGAAACAAAUCUAUUUUUGGUAUAAAGAGAUAUUGGCGAGACUCUCAGCCAAGAAGACCGACCAUCUGUUGAUCUGUUAUAGCACCAGUGGGGGAAUC